Molecule: messenger RNA, 8127 nt
Organism: Calidris pugnax (ruff)
Lineage: Eukaryota; Metazoa; Chordata; Aves; Charadriiformes; Scolopacidae
Gene: BICD1
Product: bicaudal D homolog 1 (Drosophila)
Exons: 8
Coding region: 1-2295 (764 amino acids)
Biological process (GO): positive regulation of receptor-mediated endocytosis; protein localization to organelle; regulation of microtubule cytoskeleton organization
Cellular component (GO): cytosol; Golgi apparatus
Molecular function (GO): dynein complex binding; cytoskeletal adaptor activity; dynactin binding
Source: RefSeq, a predicted model, not a curated record
AUGGAAACAGGUCCCUGCUCGGGGAAGCAGGCAUUUGGACAAUCCUUCUCGAUUCACCGCAAAGUGGCUGAAGAUGGUGAAACACGUGAAGAGACUCUCCUCCAGGAGUCUGCAUCAAAAGAAGCUUAUUACCUCGGGAAGAUUUUGGAGAUGCAGAACGAGCUGAAGCAGAGCAGGGCGGUGGUCACCAACGUUCAGGCAGAAAAUGAGAGACUCACUGCUGUUGUCCAAGACUUGAAAGAGAAUAAUGAAAUGGUGGAACUACAGAGGAUACGAAUGAAAGAUGAAAUUCGAGAGUACAAGUUUCGAGAGGCGAGACUCCUACAGGACUACACCGAGCUGGAAGAAGAAAACAUCACUUUACAGAAACUGGUGUCUACACUGAAACAGAAUCAAGUUGAAUAUGAAGGCUUAAAGCAUGAGAUUAAACGAUUUGAGGAGGAGACAGUGUUGCUUAAUAGUCAGCUAGAAGAUGCCAUCCGGCUGAAGGAGAUUGCUGAGCAUCAGCUGGAGGAAGCUCUGGAGACUUUAAAAAAUGAAAGAGAGCAAAAGAACAAUCUGAGGAAGGAACUCUCCCAGUAUAUCAACCUCAAUGAUAGUGUGUAUAAUAACCAUAUUAAUAUAUCAGUAGAUGGAUUGAAGUUUGCAGAGGACGGGGGCGAGCCCAACAAUGACGACAAAAUGAACGGACAUAUCCACGGGCCUCUCGUGAAACUCAACGGUGACUACCGAACUCCCACGGGUAGGAAAGGAGAAUCUCUGCACCCCGUCUCUGACCUCUUCAGUGAGCUCAACAUAUCAGAAAUACAGAAACUGAAGCAGCAACUCAUGCAGGUGGAGAGAGAGAAGGCCAUUCUCCUGGCCAACCUGCAGGAGUCUCAGACGCAGCUGGAGCACACCAAGGGAGCCCUGACCGAGCAACACGAGCGAGUCCACAGGCUCACGGAGCACGUCAAUGCCAUGAGGGGGCUGCAGAGCAACAAGGAGCUGAAAGCUGAGCUUGACUGUGAGAAGGGCCGAGACCCUGGCGAGGAAGCACACGACUAUGAAGUGGACAUCAAUGGCUUGGAGAUCCUAGAAUGUAAAUACAAAGUAGCUGUUACCGAGGUGAUAGACCUUAAAGCAGAAAUCAAAGCCUUAAAGGAGAAAUAUAAUAAAUACGUGGAAAACUACACUGAAGAGAAGGCCAAGUAUGAGAGCAGAAUCCAGACGUACGACGAACAGGUGACAAGCCUGGAGAAGUCAACCAAGGAAAGCCAGGAAAAAAUGGUCCACAUGGAAAAAGAAUUGCAAAGGAUGACAAGCAUAGCAAAUGAAAACCAUAAUACCCUCAACACCGCACAGGAUGAGCUGGUAACCUUCAGCGAGGAGCUGGCUCAGCUCUACCAUCACGUCUGCCUGUGCAACAACGAGACACCAAACAGGGUUAUGUUGGACUAUUACAGGCAAAGCAGAGUAACCCGCAGCGGGAGCCUGAAAGGACCAGAUGACCCUCGAGGUCUCCUUUCCCCACGGCUCGCCAGAAGGGGGGUGGCAUCACCUGUAGAAGCUAGGACCCCGACCGAGCAGGUGACAAAAGAGGCCACAGAGCCUGGCAAGGAACAGAGCCCGACAAAAACACCUUCCAUUUCUCCUGUCAUCACGGCCCCUCCUUCCUCCCCCGUCUCCGAUACCAGUGACAUCCGCAAAGAGCCGAUGAACAUCUACAACCUCAAUGCCAUAAUAAGGGACCAAAUCAAGCACUUGCAGAAGGCUGUCGAUCGGUCGCUGCAGCUGUCACGCCAGCGUGCUGCAGCUCGGGAGCUGGCACCCAUGAUUGACAAAGACAAGGAGGCCUUAAUGGAAGAGAUACUGAAGCUGAAAUCCCUCCUGAGUACGAAGCGGGAGCAGAUCGCAACCCUGAGAGCAGUGCUGAAAGCCAACAAGCAGACAGCUGAAGUGGCACUAGCCAAUUUGAAGAAUAAAUACGAAAAUGAAAAAGCAAUGGUGACUGAAACCAUGACCAAACUACGGAAUGAAUUAAAGGCUUUAAAGGAAGAUGCAGCAACCUUCUCAUCCUUGAGAGCAAUGUUUGCAACCAGGUGUGAUGAGUACGUCACGCAGCUGGAUGAGAUGCAGAGGCAGCUAGCAGCUGCAGAGGAUGAGAAGAAGACCCUAAACUCUCUGUUGCGCAUGGCUAUCCAGCAAAAACUUGCCCUGACCCAGCGACUGGAGGAUUUAGAGUUCGACCAUGAGCAGUCCCGACGCAGCAAAGGCAAGCUUGGAAAGAGCAAGAUCGGCAGCCCUAAAUCCUAAUGCUCUUCCAGAAGAGCAGCCACAUUCCAGCUCUCAGUGUGCCCCUCUCAACUGUCUCUCUAAGCCUCCUCCUUACCCCUAACCUUCAUACGCGACGUAAGAGAAAAUGCAAACAGAGUGGAGCUCGUGCAACAGAGGUUGGGGUUGUUCCCAGCAAGCGGGUAGACCCUCCUGCCUUUGCAUUGACAAGUCUGGAUUCCUAUCUCCUGCUCUGGCGACCGAGGGAAGGUUGAGAAGAAGAACACAAAGCACAGAGCCCAACCUAUCAAGAAGACUUUUUAUGGUUCCUCUGAUUGUAUUCAAACUUUGCUAUCACAACUAAAGUGUAGUGAAAUGUAACAUCUCGACAACAAUGUUCCUUCCAGCUGCUUGGCUUUACCUCUGAAAUGAUGAGGGACUUAAGCCAAUAUUAAGAAAAGUAUGUUACAAAAAUCCUACCCCCACAUUCUAUAAGUUCAGCCAUAGGAACCAGUUCAAAUUUCCUUUUGUCAUUAAGGGUGUGAUAUUUAUUUCUUACUUUAUUUGCACCAGGAUUUUGUGUUUAUAAAAUACAGUCUCUUUUUUUUCUUUUGUGAGAGUUGUAUUUAAUUGAUUUCUUUUUUUUAAAAAAAAGCAGAAAUAGUUUAAGUGAAGAAUGACUGUGUUAAUAUUAAAAGAGGCUCGUUGCAUUGGCCAGCAUAUGGCCAAUUUUUAUUGCACAAAAAUGUUGGAAAUGGGUUGAAUUGGAAUGUUAACAAUGACUGUAUAUUUUGCUGCUGCACUGAUAUUGUUUAUGCACUUGUUUUUUUGAUUCCUAUUACAUUAGCUUCUAGUUUUGUUCUAGCUCUUCACUGAAAGAUAAUUAUUAAGCCUAAGAAGGAGAUGAAAGGAUGAAGUAUUGAUUUGUUCUCAGUUGUUUGCUUGCAUUGUAAUUAUUUUUUUGCAUUUCAGACAAGUAGAUGAAUUGGUGCUGUUUUUUUGGAGUUCCUUUCUAUUUGGUAUCUGAGACAGAAAAUCUAAAACCAGUAAAAUGCUGUGUGCUAAUUAAAAACAUUCUUUCCUCUUGCUCCCAUAUUCAGGAUACUAGCUCGAGGCCUUACCGUGAAAGGCUGGUGUGGAUGGCAGAGUCGUAUGCAUUUCGUGUGAAGUAUUCUGUGGUGAAAGAACUCAUGCAGGUAGAGUUAAUGGUGUGGAUCGGAGUUUGUAGGGCUUUACUGUAGUGCAUUUUUUCCUUGCCAAAAAUCAACAGACGCAGAACCUUAGCUCAUGUCAGUUUAUGACAAAUACUCAGGUGAUCUACACUACACAGACUCUAUCGCAACAGUGCACAGUGUUCCUAGUUAAAGAUUCUUUCCUGUAAAAGCUGAGUAAGUCUAGGGUGUGUUUUUUUUUCUUAAAAAGUAGCGAGUUUCAGAACAAAAUCAAGGAUAGUGGAAAUUAUUUUGCACAGUACCUGGCAGCAAGGCAAGAGGCUAAGUAGGGGGUCAUGGUUCAGCAUCUAUAGGCUUCCUGUCCGGUCAGCAGCUGGAAAAAAAGUCUGCAGCACUGCCUGCCUACCUACUUGUUGGUCACUAGCAGACUCCUUGCUUUGUCAGGUGGCCUUAAUCAAUCUACAGAAGAAAGGGGUAGAUAUUUCUACAUGUCUUUAUUCCUUCUCUGCAGCAUAUGUAUGACCUACGAGCGGGAAACGCAGAACAGCCUAAGGUACAGAGCAGCUGGGGAAAAGAAAUUGCUGCAGGUGUGGUUGGAAUAAUUCUUUCGUAUUCUGCCUGAAUCUGAGAAAAGGAAUUCAGUCUUCUGUUAGUAACAGUGCUUACCAAAUGUUACAACACACAACACAUCAGCAGAGGAAAGAAUCGGUGACCACUCAGUGUGCCUAACAAAUCAUUAUUACCAUAGUACCAGGAACAAAGGUGCUGUAAAUAGAAAUACUCUAUGUCAUCAACAACGUAUGUCGUGUAACCUUGGCAAAGCAGCUGAGCUAUUGUAACAAAACAUUCAGAGUCGGAGGUGGAGAAGUGAUAUCCAAUUCUGAUCAGAUCCCACAGACGACACUCGGCAGUGUUUCGACUUCAGUUUCCGGGCAGUUCACAUGAUUCUUCUCAUAUACAUUUAUAUUGCUGGUCGGUAUCACGCUUAACCCACGUGUUGUCUUGUCAUAGAAAACUCAAAUGAAAGCUUGUUCAGCUCUGUCCUAAUGUCUGACACUGAGAUUGGCUGCUAUUUUGAUUUUUAUUUAAAAAAAAAAAACCACCAACAUUUCAUCUGAGGCAAAUGCUGCCUUCAAAAAGCAUCUCGGAAUUCCUGACCUUGUCAGAAUUGGUGUAUGAAUAUCACACAGUGGCCACGUCUGCAUCCAACAAAGACAGCCACUGUAUAUUGUUAAAAACAAAAAGAAUUUGCAUUGCACUUUGAAUACAGUUACUGCAGGCUGCACUUGGAAUAGUUUUUCCUAUUUUCAUAUCCAAAUCGAAUGCAUUUUCUCCUGAAUUUAAGUUAAACAGAAAUUCAGUGAAAUACCUUUACUUUCUAUACAGAUACAAAUUUAUUGGAAAAAAUGUUGUAUCAGAACAGUUGUUUAGAAGCGUAUUUAUUUCCAGUUGUGAUUUGCAGGGCAACUUUGGGAAAUAGAAACAUUGUACUGGUAUGUCCAUGCGAUUAAGAGUUAUGGAACAGCAUCCAGUGGUAUAGAAAUUCUUGCCCCAUUUUAUAGAAAUAAAUGGGUUUAUUAAAUUUUUUAUUCCUUAAGCUUUAAAUUCUUCAUUUCUAAGUUUUCGAUUUACAUUUUUUAUAUGUAAUAGAACUUCAGUGUUGGAAAUGUAAGAAAAUCAGAAACAAACCAACUUAAAUGUACAAAUGGCUGUAGUUAUUGCAUUGUAAGUUAUAAAACUGUGUAGGUCCCUGGGACAACUUUUGUCAGUUAACCAGUACAAAAUAAAAUCUAUGUCUUGAACUUCAGAUGAUAAAUUCUUCUUUAUUAUACUGUGAUUGAUAACAUACAACUUUGUGAGAGAUUUUGUAGGAAAUAUUUACAUGCAGACAAAACCAGAAACAAAAGUCUGAUUUUUUAAGGGUUGCAAAAUAUUAUAUUUUACCCAUUUAAAAUUAAUUUAUGAUGUGUUGAUAUAUAUUCUGAUUUUUAAAGAUUAAGAAGAAAAACCAAUGCAUAUAUUUUGUAAUGGCUUAUUAUACUCAGAAAGGCCGAAACGUGUCCUACACAGUAAAGAAGCAAUUCAAAUCCUGAUCUGACUUUCGUAUCUGAAAUGCAGCUUUUGUUCUCUAUGAUGGCCUUUUCUUGGGACAUUUCUUGGGAUUUGGAAUAGGCUAUUCAGUUCUGGAGCUUUUUGGUUUGCAUUUUAUUUUCUGAUGCAGUGAAAAAAUAUUCCUUGUUCAGUGAAAUGACCCACUUCUGGAAAUUCAGUUUAUAGGAAAUAUGUGGGGAAUAAAAAGAAAAGAAUAAUUUCAAAGAAGGAGAGAAAAAGGUUAAUAAAUACAUUGUAAAAAUGUAAUAGUAUGCAAAACAUAUUUUCUAUCAGUCUGAAGACAAAUGGAGGUUUUACAGAAAGAGGAAAUAUUACCAUUUUUCAUGCUAAUUGUACAGAAGUUUCUGCCUUCUAGAUGGAGGCAAUAGUGAUAUUCUUUCUGAAUGAUCUGAUUGACAGGUUGGUAUCUCUGUGCUUUCUCCAUCCACAUUUUUCACAGUAAAUUAAUGUAACCGUAGCUAUACAGUAGAGUUCAUAAAAUGAAACUGUAAUUAAGGUAGCGCUGCAAGUUUUAAUGCCAAGAUGACUUUCAGUUUAUUUUUUAUUUAAAAAAAAUUGUGAACUUGUCUAAGUCAUUUGCCAUAUUUAAGUGUGAAGUGAAAGGAGAAUAUGUUAUGAGAUAUAACCUCACUUAUGAAAUAUGACCUCACCUAUGAAGGCUGCUCAUGAUAAUUUAAUUAAGCAAAAUAUGACCCAGUCCUCAUCACACUGGGAACAACACCCAUCAAUCUGGGCCAUUAUUUUGAUACCAACCUUAGUGUUCAGCGUGCAAUGCCAAAGUCAGUAGUUGUGCUACCAAUUCCACUGUAGCUGGAUUGAUCAUCAUCAUAAGGUAUAAAUUUUAUCAGCUCUUGUGAGGUCUGUUCCUUUCUUUGGCAGAAGAUGCAUAUCCACUGAUGUUACAGUAAAUUUCUUUCUUUUGUACUUUGGGAAUCUUCAUUUGCGAACAUCAGGCACUGAUGUUUUUCCUUUGAAGUAUGAUAAUUGCUAUAGUUACCUCUUUAAAAAUUCCAGUCUUCACUUUUCUUCAGUUUCCUUUGCUGUGUGUGCAGUGAGUCUGAAAGGGAUAUACAAUAUUCAGACUUUUCAUAGCCGUUAAGGGUUUUUUUUUAGUAUAAUUAAGCAUCCUGUGGAAAAGAAACAAAAAAGCAAUUGCCUUUCGCCUUCAGGCACAAUGCAUCUAAAUAUGCAAUGUAAAAUGCGUGCAUGAGAUUCUUAACAUGGUGUAGCUUUUCCAUAUCCAUAACUAAGCUAGAAAAUUCUUAUUUCUUGUGCGAUCUGCAUAGUCCUCCUGCUGGAAAGGCAAGAAGACUACCACAGAAAGUCUAUCUUUCAUUCUGAAGUGCAUGGCUUAAAUCCUUAUUGGAUUUUAAUCUGUUUCCUGUGGAGUUCUUGAAAAUCGCCUUCAUGAAAUCUAAUGGCAACCAAGUGACAAAGUGACAAAAGGUAAAGGAAAAAUCCUAUAUUCCAUAAUGGGAGUUAAUGUGCGGGCAGACUCUAGGUGAUAGGGCCUUGUCUUUCAAAAAUGUCCUUCUGGAAAGCUCUGUAUUUGUUUUGGUUAUCAUGAUUUGCUGUAAAAAAAAAAAGGUUGAGAAGAGUGGGUUGGUUUUUUUCUCAGCAUUAGUAAACUGAGCUAAAAAGUUUUUAUUGGUUAUAUGGUUAUUGGUUUUCAAGAAUAUUUUGGAAAUCAGUAAACGCAAAUGAUUGAUAAAAAAAAAGCUUGCUAGCUGAGUUGUUACUUUAUCAGCUAUGAAGAAGAAAUAAGAGUAAUCUAGCUUUUUUUUUCUCCUGUUGACAGAUAUGGCUAUGUGUGCUAUGCCAGUGGAUAAAUUAAGUCCAUUUCAUUAGUUAUUGCCCUAUUGAUUUUCAGCCCUGUGGUUUGACUGUUAAAGGGUUAAUUAACUUGAUCCUUUGUAAACUAUUAAAAAAAAAAAAAAAAGAAAAAAGAAAACUGAUGUUUUGUGACUUUUGUAAUCUAUUGAAUGUUCCCAUUUGCAUGAUGUUCUGUAUCUAACGAACCAUACAGAUUGCUGUGUUCCUUUCAAAAGAGUUUUAACAUUGGUGGAGUUUGUGACAAACACAAAUUUGUAUACUGUAUGUUUACUGCUGUAAUAACUCAGCUACUCCUAUGUUGAAUUGACAUUAUGUUGUCCUGCCUUCUUGGGGUUAAAUGAUGGAGUGUUUCUAGAUGGUGAAGAAUAUAAAAGUAUCUAUGUUCAUUUGCGAAAGACUAAAUAUUGGAAACUCUUCUUGUUGCUACUUUAUGCUAAAAGCAAAAAAAAAAGUUAAAGAAUUCUUGUUUCCAAAAAAUGCAUCAUUUGUUUUUAAAAUUGAAGUAAUUCCCAUGUUAACCCUUCCUUGUCCUUGUAGACAAUCCUAGAUUAAUGCCUUGUGAGGGAUUCAUAAAGUCUGUGCUUGUACAUGUGUAAUAUGAUCAUGCAGUCAAAUGGUUGGGAAAAACACUCUAGUGCUGAAGAAAAUAAUUAAAAGAAGCCAAUAUACUGAUUCUUACAUCUUUAUGUUCCAAUUAAAAUUACAGUGUAAUGCAUAACUGUUCCAGUGAAUAAACUGGCCAUUUUUGUUCAUUUAA